Molecule: messenger RNA, 3456 nt
Organism: Callorhinus ursinus (northern fur seal)
Lineage: Eukaryota; Metazoa; Chordata; Mammalia; Carnivora; Otariidae
Product: rap1 GTPase-activating protein 2-like
Source: RefSeq, a predicted model, not a curated record
GAGCGGGUUUGACACGAGCUAUUUGGCACACACGGUCUCCUGGCAUCCUCAUGCAGGACCAUCACCACAUUGUAUAGACAAGGAGGCUGUGUACCAGAGAGGUUCAUACACGGUGUUGGGAAGACCAGGAUUCGGCCCUCUUUCUGUUAGUUUCAAGCAGCAGAUGGCCACCCUGUACAUCCCCCGAAUUCCCUGCCAGCCAGCCCAUUGUCUCCUCAGACUUACCUUGUCGGCUCAGAUGGCAGCACCAAGGGCAUUUGAGGAGAAAAUAGCCUCCCUGACAUCAGCCUUGAAGACUUUUUUCGAGGAGAGGCUGGGAGCCCUUGAUUUCUAAUCAUCCUUAGUCCAUCAACACGUUCAAUUCUAUGUUCAAUCUGGACCUGUUUUUGGGAUAGCAGGGACCCUUUCAUCUGGAGCCCAGGGGCCUGGGUUUGGGCCCUAGCUCCGCCUCUGACCUGCAGCAUGACCUCAGGCAAUCAUUCGUUUGCCUUUUCUAUCAGUGCCCGCCUGUCUGCAUCUCAGAGUUGUAGGGAUUCAGUAAGUUCAUGGAUAUGAAGCUCUGUAGACCAGAACCUACCACACUGCAUCAAAUCUUUCUUGGAAAGAGACCGUGAGGAAUGCCUUAGAACAUACUUGAUUAACUGACAUGUCAUUGUUGAUGGUGGUGGUGGCACCCACGAGGGCACUGGCAGAACGCUGCUGAGAUUUAUGGAGCUCUUGACUCACUUAAGGAACCUCGCUGUUUAUCCCGGGACACCUCAGUGUAGUGCCACACCGUUCCUCCUCUCAGUUUUUCAAAGGGUGUGUGACUUAAUGUCUUUGGGUGAUGGAAUUAAUAGAAUGUACUGGCUGGAAACUGUUGCUAGGCGAUUCUCUUCUGUGGUUUAGAAAGGGAGAGCGAUGAUGUCCCUCAAACGGUGUCUUUGACUCACACAAAGAGAGGCUGGAUGACAUCAGGGGUAGGAGGCUGGUGGGCUCCGUGCCUCAUUUGCAAAAGUAGCAAGUCUCCAGGGUGGCUGUGUUUGCAAAUGGCCCUCCUUCUUGAAUCCGCUUCCUGCAUCCCUACCAUUGUCCUUCUGAGUCCAUUUUCUGAAGCUAAGUUUCUGAGAACCUCAGCCGGCUCCCCCAGUAAGGAAAACCCAUGAGCCCACUUAACGAGGAGGCUUGGGGUGACUUGUGGCUCAGUGGGGUCCUCGGCAUCCAGGUUCUUUCCCCUUUCCCCCUCUGCCAUUCUGGCUUGUGACCUUUGUCCCUUCGGGCUUGACCCGUCAAACCCCGGGGGCUACUGCAGUUCAGGUGCAGGAUGUCACCUCUCUUUUGGCCGUCCUUGAGGAAACCUUUCCCCCCCAGCUCCCAGCAGUCAUCCCCUCAGGCAAGGGGAGAGGUUUGGAGACCACCUUAGACUGAUCGUAAUUUACUCCCUUGUUCCAUGGAGGAAGAGGGGAAAUUGGAUGAGACGGUGGCUCUGCCAUCGAAGAAUAUGGUGGGGAUGGCACUUUUAUGUGAGCAACUCUUGUCUCUGUGUAUCUUCGCAUGUGUCAGCCCUCUGUUCUACCUCCUAUUAGCUGGGGGCCCCUGGUCAGGUCACUUAGCUUCUCUGAGCCUUAGCUGUGAAGUGGGAUGGAGGCUAUCCACACCAGGGGUUGGUGGUCAGAGUACAUCUCGAGCUCUUCGCAGAGAGCCUGGUAAUCCUAAGUCCCCAGGAAAUGUGGCUACUCUUUUUUCUGCGUGUUUCCCAUGUGUCUGUCCCCAUGCUGGGACCGGGACAGUUGCAGGAGAGGAGUCAGAGAAGGUCAGACCUGACUUCUGCCUCUAAGGAGCAUCCAGUCAGCUAGGGAAACCAGAUGUGUUCCUAAAAUUAGGGCAAUACUAAAAGGUCCAGGGCCCGUGGGAAUGCUCCCUCUGUGUUAACUAGCUGUCCUCAGUGUGGCCGCUGCCCUUGGGUCUGGUUCUAGAACAGCAGAGACCUGCAGAGUGGUCUGGGGGAGCAGUCAUCACCUCCCAGGCCCAUCCCUGCCGUAGGCUCAGCAUCAGCAGUCUUGACUUUAGCUGUUCUUAUCCACGCACACUGACAAGCCCCUGAUCAUCCCGCCGUCCCCUCCUGGACACGUCACUUUGCUCUCUGGUGGCCCUAAAUGGGCACAGGGCCCUGUGUGGCCGGAGUGUGCAGGAGCAUGCACAAGCCAAGGGCUGUGUCUGCAGACCCCAUGGGGAGGGCAGGGGCAGCCGGCGGGCUGGGCUCCAGCGAUCGGGUCCCUGCGCGUCUCCCCGCAGAGGGCCAUCCGCGUGCGCAGCCACUCCAUGGAGACCAUGGUGAGCAGCCAGAAGAAGCAGCACGGCGGAGGCAUCCCCGGCAGCCUCAGCGGUGGCAUCUCACACACCAGCACAGAGGUCACCAAGACCACCUUCUCGCCUCCGGCGGCGGCAGCGGCGAAGAACCAGUCGCGGAGCCCCAUCAAGCGGCGGUCGGGGCUCUUUCCACGGCUGUACACAGGCUCUGAAGGCCAAGGCGACGGCCGGACACGAUGUGACAGCGCAUCCAGCAACCCCAAGACCCCGGAUGGUGCACACUCUUCUCAAGAGAUAAAGUCUGAGGCCUCUUCCAAUCCCAGCUCUCCAGAAAUCUGCCCUAACAAGGAGAAGCCCUUCGUAAAGUUGAAGGAGAAUGGCCGAGCUAACAUCUCCCGCUCCUCCUCCAGCACCAGCAGCUUCAGCAGCACGGCGGGGGAGGGGGAGGCCGUGGAGGAGUGUGACAGUGGGAGCAGCCAGCCGUCCAUGACCUCACCCUUCAAGCAGGAGGUGUUUGUCUACAGCCCGUCCCCGAGCAGCGAAAGCCCCAGUCCGGGGGCACCUGCCACCCCCAUCAUCGUGAGCCGGAGUCCUACAGGUCAGUGGCGGCUGGGGCUGCACGCCCUGUGGCCGGAGGGGCAGGGGCUGUGUUGUGACCAUUGUUCGUGGGCGUGCGCCUCAGCCACACCGAACCAAGCACUUUCCGCUCCAGCCCCGAAGCGUUAGGCCCUUGAGCUCUGCUAGCUCACUUCAUCUGUUCAUCAGCCUUAAGAUGCCUGUGUUCUUAUCAUCUUACUCCUGGGGAAACUGAGGCUCUGGAAGUUCAGUGAUUUGGUAGAGGACUUGGGAUUUGAAAGCGGAGGAGGCCCUUUUGCCACACUCCAUCAUCGACGCAGGCCGCCUCUGCCCCAGUGAUGGUCGUGACAAGGGCAAGGGUAUGAAGUGGGGGGAGUGUUGCAGGUGGAGGGAACUGCACAUGGUUCCUUGGGCUGCAGUCUGUGGAGGGGACAGGUGUGAGAGGAGACAGCAGGCAGAUCGGGCACCAGGCUGGGGCUGCCACCGAGACCCUGGCAAGGAAUUGGGUGUUGUUCUGCUGGCGAGAGAAGCCACUGGAGCAUCUUACGUAGAGAAGCGCAGUCUGGACUAGGUGGCUGCAGCUGGCUGAGU